UUUCAACUUGUCUUCACGCAUCUUUCUCUGUCUCUCUCUCAUUUCGUCUUCGAUAUGGCUGAUAUCCAGGCGAUCGCGAAGCAGUUCACUGAUUUCUACUACACGACGUUCGAUACCAACCGUCAGGGUCUGCAAAGUCUCUACCGUGACCACUCUAUGAUGACAUGGGAGGGCUCGCCGAUCCAGGGGGCUGCUGCUAUUGUUGAAAAGAUCACUUCCCUUCCCUUCACGAAGGUGCAGCAUAAGGUCACUACGCUUGACGCUCAGCCAUCUUCCCCAACCAUCCCGAGUCUCAUCGUCAGCGUGACUGGACUACUCGUUAUCGAUGACAGCGAGAAUCCCCUGCAAUUCAGUCAGAUCUUCCAGCUGAUUCCGGACGGUAGCAGCUAUUAUGUAUACAACGACAUCUUCCGUCUCAACUACGGUUAAUCGCGCGAUUAUUCGGUUCCACUCGACAAACGGCCCAAAUUCUAGGUACCUCCGCUGUAGAGAAGCUGUAAUUUCAGGAAUUCAUGUAAUACGACCGACCAAUGAUCAGGUAUCUCGUCUAACAUCCGCUAUAUACACGGAACUGCUCUCCCUUGAUCAUCAC
This is a messenger RNA of Somion occarium, 592 nucleotides long. Lineage: Eukaryota; Fungi; Basidiomycota; Agaricomycetes; Polyporales; Cerrenaceae. The record is from the annotation of a GenBank genome assembly.